This is a messenger RNA of Rotaria sp. Silwood1, 1476 nucleotides long. NCBI's taxonomy places the organism in Eukaryota, Metazoa, Rotifera, Eurotatoria, Philodinida, Philodinidae. The record is from the annotation of a GenBank genome assembly.
AUGUCAUAUAUUGAAGUACAACAUGAUGAACAUAUCGGAUGGUUUUGUAAUAAUGAUCUUAUUCUUGUUUGUGAUCGAGAAACAUUCAAUAAUGAAAAUAAUAGUCCAUUUAUGGAUGAUAAUAAACUUCAAUCAAUAUAUUCAUCGUUUAUAACGCGAAAAUGCCGUCGUCAUAUACCAAAACUUGAUUUUAAUGAUGAAAAAUUAUUUCCUUCUAGAUCACAUAAAACUACCCGUACAACAACAACAAUAACAAAUAUAACUUCAAGUGAAAUAAAUCUUGAUGAAGAGCUUAUUUCAGAAUUAAAUUCUAUGUUAGAUUGUCGUGAAUAUGUUAGUAAACAAAAUCAUUUUUUUGAUCGAAAACAAUUUCAACAAGCUCAAGCAGCACAAGCCGAUCAAGAAAAAAAAUUAGAAGAAUUUAAAAAACGUCAACAAGAACAAAGUAAAAUUGAAAGACAACAACGAAGACGACAACAUCCAUUAUAUGUUAGUCGAUUUGAUGAAAAACGUUAUCAAAUACGUGAAAAACUAAAUUAUGCUCAUCGUGAUGUAUAUUAUCUUCAAGAAAAAAAUCUUAUACUUGAAAAUCAAAAUAAUUUUCUUGAAAAUGAAUUUAAACGACAAUUAGAUAACAUAGUUGAAGAAAAAAAUGAACAUAUUAAUCGACUUAUACAUAUUAUUGAUCAAACAUAUACACGAUCAACUCAAAUAAAUAAUCAUAUUAAUGAUGAAUAUUAUUCAUCAAAAGCUGAAGAAUUAUCAAAAAAAUUUAUGGAACAAAAUAUUGAAUUACAACAUGAAAUUGAAACAUUUCGUUCUAAACUUGAUUAUAUUGUAACAUAUAUUAAUCAAAAAUUGGAUCAACAAAAAACAAUAACGACAACAUCAACAUCAUCAUCUUUAUCUAUACAUCAAUUAGUAUUUGAAACUAUGCAACAAACAGAAAUGAAAUUACUUGAAUUUAAAUUAAAAUUUAUUUCACAACAAGAAGAAAAUGAUCUUUUAAAAUAUUUAAUGGAAAAAUCACAAAAUAUAUCAGAUAUUGAACAAACAAAAUUAUUUUCUAUUAUUCAACAACGUUCACUUGAACGUGAAAUUGAUCUUGUUCGUCAAGAACUUGAAAUUACAGAGAAAAAAACUAUUCAAUUUGAACAAACAUUUGAUAAUUCAGAUGAAGGAAUUAAAUUUCAUAUGGAAAAUCUUAAAUUAAAAUGUGAUGUAUUACAUAAACAUAUUCUAACAUGUAGUCAACGAUUAGAUGAUAUUAAUAAACAAAAUCUUAUGAAAUUAACAAAUGAAAAUCAAAUAUUAAAAAUUAGAACUCAACAUGAAGAAUCAAAUAUUGAUAAUAAACAUAUUGAACUUGAAUUUGAAUUAUUACGUUUACGUGAACGUUAUAAUGAAUUAAUUGAACAUACAAAUACACUUAAAUCUGAAUUAAAUAAUGCACAAAAACAAUUACAUGAAAAAUAA